UGACACCAACAAAAUCGAUGAAUCGACACUUUACCAUGGAAACGGUUUACCACGAUCACGAACGGAAUUUUUCUAGCCGUUAACCGAGGAAGACAAACUUUGAGAAGAGUUUUAAGAGGAUUAUAGUGGGACCUAACUUAAUAAAAUCCUUAACGAGAAGAAGAAGAAAAAAGGAACCGGUUUCUAUCACCUAACUCGGACUGUGUGUGGAAACGAUGGCGCUUUCUCAAGUUCAGUGUCUGGAUAACAAUCAUGUGAACUGGCGUCUUAAUGAAUCUAAACCGGAGUUUUUCUAUAGUGAGGAUCAGCGGCUGGCGCUCGAGGCGCUUGCUACGAAAGGACGCGACGCUUUUGACGCAUACGUGAAAGAGCACGAGCUGCGUCCUUUUCUGUCGGAAGAGGAGCUCGAGUUGCUCCGUCGGAAAAUAGAAGAUUAUCAGCCCGGUUCUGAGCAUCAAAAACCAAAUGGUACGACGGAGGGAGAGGACAUUGCGGUGUCUUUGCAGUAUUGGCCGGACCGCUCAGAUAUCUCCAUACCGAAUCUAGAUCUCGGAUGGCCCGAAUGCACUUCUUACCGCGGAGUGACGCGCGUCAAUGUGUACACGCAACCGCCGUUGGACGGACAGACGCAUAUAAAAGAGGUUGUGAGGAAAGCCAUAGCGCAAGCACAGAAGAUGAUAGCUGUGGUAAUGGAUGUUUUCACAGACGUUGACAUUUUUAAGGAUAUGAUAGAGACUGGAUUUAAAAAGAAAGUGGCUAUAUACAUUAUUAUAGAUCAUGCUGCUGUACAGGACUUCCUGUUUAUGUGUGAGAGAGCCAACAUGCACAAAGGGCACCUCAAUCAUCUGAGGGUGCGAUGCAUCGGUGGUUGCGAAUUCUACACACGCUCUGCUCAGAAGGUGUGUGGCUCAUUGAGGCAGAAAUUCAUGUUUGUGGAUGGAGACCGAGCUGUGUCCGGAUCAUACAGUUUUACGUGGACGGCUUCUCGUUUGGACCGAAACAUAAUUACAGUCAUGACUGGGCAGUCCGUUGAAACUUUUGACAAGGAGUUUCGCGAACUGUACCUGAACUCUCUUGGGGUCAACCUCUCCAAGAUUCCUUUGGCGGAACUUCCGGAGCUUGAGCCUACCCCAGUUGUCGUUCCUCCCCCUGUUUCCGCAGCUGUUGCAAGAAAACUAAUUAACCCCAAAUAUGCUUUGGUCAAUGUAGAUACAACAAGCAAAUCCUCUUCAGACAAAGCUAGUGCCAAGAUCAAUCCUCUGGUCAAGAUUCCCAAGCCUCAAAAGGAGUUGCAAAUGCAUCCAGGACUUGUAGGCUUGCCAAAGGCAGAUCUCAUUCUUUACUUGCCCAUCUGGCCCGAGCCAGACCCAUCCAGUGAUGUUAUUGGGUAUAUUAACAUUCGUGACACAAACAAGCCAGCACCAGUGCAUUUAAUGCGCUCGCAAAUGUUUGAAACAUCUCAAGCGAUCCGCUUUAAAGACCCUUUCACUGGCCCACCUGAGGAACCGCUACCAGAUAAGGCAACUCUUCGUCUUACAACAGCACAGUUGUCUAAAAUAGAAAAAGGUAAAUCAAGCGCCCAACUUCAGCCAGAGAUUGAUUCUAGUAAUGCCCUUCAAGAUACACCAGCCAAUACACCUGAUUCAACAAGCUCUCCAAUCCAGCAACCAGACCCCAAACCCAACCUUCCUCCAGAAGAGCAGGAGCCCAACCAUGAACCACCAGAAGUCCAACAGGCUUCAGAUCUGCCUGUUCCCAAGCCACGCACCAUUCAGUUGGUGGUUAAUAAGCCUGAAGGCUCUGGAGACGCAGAGGUCACUUUAGUCAGAAGGGCGGAAAACCAGACGAUGGAUGCACACAGGGUUGCUGAAGACAACGACGCCAUUAGCACCGCUGUGACCUGUGCACAUUCAUUAAAGGAUAAAGAUGAAAAUUCCACAAUGUCAGAUGAAUACUAUGAAUGUACUGAUUCCGAUAGCAGUGACAAACUCCCUAACGGAAGGAUAACGGGUUCCAGUCGUGUUGGAGAACACAGCGAUAAUGCGCUUAACGUGAUGGCCCGCUUCUCUCAAUCCAUGCUGGACUUGAGAUCGGAUGACGUUGAGCUGGAUCUGCAAAGCACUGCCGAGAGGAAUCUACUGAACACGCAGAACAGAAACAAAACAAAGCUUUACCAGAUGGUCUCCAGGUCACCUCUUCGAGACGGUUAUGGCCGGGCCAAAGUGGUGAUUGCAAAACCUGGAGUGUUCCAUAGACCCCCUAAAAGCAGCGGCCGUGUGAUCGGGGGCCACAGGUACUGGCAGGGGAAGAUGCAUGGCCAUGAACUCUCCUCAAGUGGAUCAGGCCAGCAAAACCUAAACCGUUCAGGUCGGUCCCCCAGGAGACAAAGCCCCGCCUAUACGAUAGAAGGACUGCGAACAAGCCAAUCACCCGCUCAGCGCCUCAUACACUCUCAGUCUCUUUCCCCCGCUCAACGGGCCUCUCAAACAAAGUCUCCGUCUCCUCGUAGACGGGUCGAGACUCGCACGCCAUUAGGAAUCUCUUUAUCUAAACUCGCCAGUUUCAAACACUUCAGAGGGAAGGUUCCAGUGAACACGUCUGGUUUUGCAUUGGGGGAUAAAUUGUUGACUCAUAGUCAAAGUGAAAAGUAACUGAUUUGUAGUGGCUUUCUUCCCGUAAAUAACAACUUUGUAUUGAGUACAAAGGCAUGAAUGUGUAUUGAUGUAGCCGCCAGUCUCCGCUGAUAAAGGCUUUUCAACUGGAGUUCAACUGGAUCUAAACUGACACGAGUGUUACAGUGGCACACAAACACUGACAUUUUCUGGACCGUGGCAAGGAGCUCUUGUUGCAUAAAGCCUUACUCUUU
Rhinichthys klamathensis goyatoka is the source of this 2866-nucleotide messenger RNA. It is a transcript of the gene sack1gb, whose product is annotated as protein FAM83G. The transcript is spliced from 5 exons. Lineage: Eukaryota; Metazoa; Chordata; Actinopteri; Cypriniformes; Leuciscidae. The record is from RefSeq and is a predicted model, not a curated record. Bases 216 to 2651 code for a protein of 811 amino acids.